UUCCAAGAGAGGGGAGGGAGACGUUAAGUUAGUGUGAAGUUGUGAAAAGUUCUCAAGCCGAAAAAAGAGCUAAGAAACUCCUCCCGUCUUCAAAUUAUGAGCAAUCAGCAGCAGGGUGAAAUGGCCGCUGUGGAGAGUGGAGGAGGAUUCAGUCAAAAGCGAAACACAAAUUCACAAGACUCGCAGCAGCCAUCUCCUCUGGCAUUGUUGGCCGCCACGUGUAGUCGAAUUGACACCCCUGGAGAGAACGACUCCUCAGCUGAGCAACAACAGAAUCAGCAGCAGCUGGAGAUAAACCAGGGUGUCUUCACCUCCACUGCCAACGGUUGGCAGGUCGUUCCUCUCAAUGUCCACUCAUCUUCAGCCUCCAACACCAUCACCACUGAUUCGUCAGGGGGGGAUAAUUGCAAGAGCAGGCAGGUGCUGUCAACAUCAUCAGCAGCUGCAAAUACUCAGGGUCAGCAGCAACAGCAGUAUGUAGUAGCUCAGGCUCCAUCAAUGCCAGGUCAACAGUUGCUUACCACUAUCUCAGGUGUGAUGCCUAAUAUACAGUACCAGGUUAUACCCCAGUUUCAGACAGUAGAUGGCCAGCAGCUACAUUUUGCACAUGCUCAGCAGGACCCCGCUGCAUCUGCUGCAGCAGCACAAGGACAGCAGUUUCAGAUCGUGUCCUCUCCCAACGGCCAGCAGAUCAUAGCUGCAACCAACAGAGCCGGUGCAGCAGGAAACAUCAUAACCAUGCCCAGCGUCCUUCAGGGAGCAAUCCCCAUACAAAAUAUCAGCUUAGGCAACAGUGUUUUGCAAAACCAGCCACAGUUUCUGGCAAAUAUGCCAUUGUCCCUGAAUGGAAACAUCACAUUGUUGCCUGUUAGUACUGGCGCAGCAGGUGGAGAUGCUAAUGGUGGCGCGGAUUCUGGAGGCAAUCAGCUUGGACAACAACAGCAAUCGCAGCAGCCAGCAUCCUCUAACAGUGGGGGGAGUUACAUGAGCACCGCAUCAACCGCCACAACACAGACCUCGUCCUCGUACGGCGUCACCCAGACACAGAAGAGUAACGGGUCAGUGACGGGCACGUUUCAGCAGAACAUCCCGAUUCAGACAGACAACAGAGACGGACAGCAGCCUCAACAAAUUCUAAUCCAGCCUCAGCAGCUCAUCCAGGGUGGAACAGCUCUGCAGACCAUCCAGGCCAGCACUGCAGGCGGUCAGGCUGUGUUUGCAGCUCCAACACUCACUCAAGAAGGGCUUCAGAAUUUACAAAUCAUGCCAAACACGGGCCCCAUCCUCUUGCGCACUGUGGGCCCCAAUGGGCAGGUGAGCUGGCAAACCAUUCAGAUCCAGAGUCCGACGGGGACACAGAUAACACUGGCCCCAGUGCAGUCUCUGCCUCAGCUAGGCCAGGGUCAGGCGGCUGCUGUCAACACAGUGCAGAUCCCAAGCCUCCAAACCAUCAAUCUAAACACACUUGGGAGCACCGGGCUGCAGAUGCAUCAGCUGCAGGGAGUUUCAAUCCCCAUCACCAGCACAACAGGAGACCAGGUAUUGCAGACAGGUGAAGGUUUGGAUGACAAUGCAGUCAUGGAAGACGAGGAUUUGAGCCCACAACCUCAGGGACGCCGAAAUCGGAGAGAAGCCUGUACCUGCCCCAUGUGCAAAGAUGGAGAGCCGCGGGACCCAAAUAAGAAGAAGCAGCACAUCUGUCACAUUAGCGGCUGUGGGAAGAUUUAUGGCAAGACCUCCCACCUUAGAGCCCAUCUUCGUUGGCACACAGGGGAGCGUCCCUUCGUCUGCAACUGGUCUUUCUGUGGCAAACGAUUCACACGUUCAGAUGAGCUUCAGCGCCAUAAGAGGACUCAUACAGGGGAGAAAAAAUUUGCAUGCCCUGAGUGUCCCAAACGCUUCAUGCGCAGUGACCACCUUUCCAAGCACAUCAAGACCCACUCGAACAAGAAGGCACCCGUUAGCAGCAACAGCAUCUCCGUGCCGGCCGACGACGCCUCUCCAUCGGCAGGAACGGAAACGAGCGGAGGAGCCGGCUCAAACAAUGACCAGCACACCAUUGUUACCAUGGAAACCCUAUCUGCGGAAAGCCUUGCUAGGUUAGCCAGCAGUGGCAUCAGCAUGAUGCAGGUGGACCUUCACCAGCUCAAUGGAAAUAGCUAUUAAAGAAAGUGGAGAAAGAUGCUGGAGGAUAAAGUUGGACAGUGUGUGGGGGGGUUGAAUGGGUUAUGUUUCAGCAGAAAUGCAACUUCUAGGAGAUGUUGGUCUGGAGAGGAGUUCUCCAAUGCUAAUUUUUAGAACUGAGGCAGAACUUUUUAUUUCAGUCUUGUAUGUAGAUGCCUGUGGUGUUUAGGGUUCAGGGAUGGACAACUGAGGAAAGAAUCUUAAAUGAGAAAUCACUGUGAAAUCCUAUUUCCUCAGAAAGGAAAUGGCAUUACACUAAUGUCUGACCCCACAGAUAGAGCCUUACCCCUGCUGCAGUGAAAGACAGGUCAGCACAAGUUCAGUCUAGGAAGAGAUAUCAAGUCAGACUCUUUACUGUUUCCCACCAGCUGCGUUUCAUGUCCCUCAGACCAACAAGCCUCAAAAUGAAAUAUCCUCAUCGAUUUUUUUCAAAUCAAAUAGUUUUAUAGAGUUCAAGACAGAAGCACAAAUUUGUUUGAGGAUAUUUGUGUCAGAUGACUGAAAUCCUGAGAAAACUCUUUAACCUCCUUAGUGAGAACUCUCAAGCCAUUAUGCUCUAAUGUCAGAACGGUGAGGCAUCUUUUCUAUGUAUAUACUUUUUCUCCUUUUUGGUAAAUAGUACAGACAUUCUUAGCACAAGCAGGAAUAUAUAUAUAUAUAACAUAAGUGGUUGCCUUUGUCUGUACAUCUUAUGCACAAUCAAUCUUAAUCUUAUUUUUAUAUAUAU
Molecule: messenger RNA, 2911 nt
Organism: Cyprinodon tularosa
Lineage: Eukaryota; Metazoa; Chordata; Actinopteri; Cyprinodontiformes; Cyprinodontidae
Gene: sp1
Product: sp1 transcription factor
Exons: 6
Coding region: 97-2166 (689 amino acids)
Biological process (GO): regulation of transcription by RNA polymerase II
Molecular function (GO): DNA-binding transcription factor activity, RNA polymerase II-specific; RNA polymerase II cis-regulatory region sequence-specific DNA binding
Source: RefSeq, a predicted model, not a curated record